CUUGGGGAAAGGUCAGAGAAGAUGGCGGCACUGGGAGCGCUUAGGAGCUGCUGGGCUUCAGGCCGGCUUUUGUCAGGUUCAUUACAUGCUCACAGCAAUCGACUCGCUUUCUGUCAAACUGGCAUUAAGAGGCAUUUCAGUAAUAAUAAGAUCAUUGUGGAGCUGGAUGAAGCAACAGGGGUAGCAGUCAUGAAAAUGAAAAAUCCUCCCGUGAACAGCCUUAGUUUGGACUUCCUAACGGAGUUCUCUAUCAGUCUGGAAAAGCUGGAGAUGGACCGUGGCUGCCGGGGUCUUAUUCUCACAUCUGCAUCACCCAAAAUAUUCUCUGCUGGGCUGGACAUAAUGGAAAUGUAUGGGAAAAGUGCUGAACACUACGCAGAGUUCUGGAGAGCAGUCCAGGAGAUGUGGCUGAAGCUGUAUGGAUCCAACAUGGUGACAAUAGCUGCUAUUAAUGGUUCGAGUCCGGCAGGUGGUUGCCUUAUGGCUUUGUGCUGUGACUACCGGAUAAUGGCAGACAAUCCAAAAUAUGCUAUUGGUCUGAACGAGACCCAGUUGGGCAUAGUUGCUCCAUUUUGGUUCAAGGACACAAUGUCAAACGUAGUUGGAAAUCGCGUGACUGAGCAGGCCCUUCAGCUGGGUCAGAUGUUUCCUGCUCCUGAAGCGCUCAAGUUUGGGCUUGUGGAUCAGUUAGUGGCAGAGGAGAAGGUACAGAGCACCGCAGCCUCAGUGAUGGCCCACUGGCUCAACAUCCCAGACCACGCCAGGCAGAUCACCAAGUCCAUGAUGCGCAAGCAGACAACAGACAAGCUAGUGAACAACCGAGAAGCUGACAUCAAGAAUUUUGUCAGUUUUAUCACAAGGGACUCUAUUCAGAAGUCUCUGCAGGUGUACAUGGAAAGACUGAAGCAAAGGAAAUAGUAGUUUACUUAAGGAGAAGCCAUAACAGUUGACAAACCGAACAUGCUGAGAAAGUGAAAAGGGUCUUUUACCAUUUGAGCGUUUCUGGUUCCGGUUUGUGACCGUGAUAAGUAUGGAGAACAUCAGUUCAUUAACCUGCUUUCUAAUGCUGCUAAUUUUUUCUAAAUGUUUAGCUUUGGGGUACACACUAAUCGAUUAAACAAAACUCCAUGUUUCCUACGUAUGAAAUUAAAAUGAUAUUUUGAGGAAAAAAAAAAA
This is a messenger RNA of Xenopus laevis (African clawed frog), 1176 nucleotides long. It is a transcript of the gene eci1.L, whose product is annotated as enoyl-CoA delta isomerase 1 L homeolog. Gene Ontology annotation, molecular function: catalytic activity; delta(3)-delta(2)-enoyl-CoA isomerase activity. The transcript has 7 exons. Bases 22 to 918 code for a protein of 298 amino acids. Lineage: Eukaryota; Metazoa; Chordata; Amphibia; Anura; Pipidae. Gene Ontology annotation, cellular component: mitochondrion; mitochondrial matrix. The record is from RefSeq and is marked provisional. Gene Ontology annotation, biological process: fatty acid beta-oxidation.